GCCCACCCACCCUCUUGUUUCAGAGCCCCACGGCAGAAAAUCUGUUAAAUAAAACUUCUCUACCAACAGCUCGUAUCAACGCACCCACCAUAUCUCUCUCUCUCUCUCUAUCUAUCUAUCUAUCUAUCUGUGUAUCAAAGAAACUAAGAAUGGGUGGAAGCAAAGAGUAUGCCGUAACGAUGAGGGCGAAGGAGAGAGUAGCAGCGGUGCUGCCGGUGCAGGAGCAUUGGCUGCCACUGUCCAACCUCGACCUGCUGCUGCCGGCAAUUGACGUGGGUGUGUUCUUCUGCUACAAAAAACCACCUGCCAAGCAGAGCAAGACCACCUUCGGGAGCAUGGUCAGCGCUCUCAAGGCAUCACUAGCGCAGGCCCUGGUGACCUACUACCCCUUCGCCGGCGAGGUCCUCACCAACCCGGUGGACGAGCCAGAGCUGCUUUGCAACAACCGUGGAGUGGAUUUCAUCGAGGCCUACGCCGAUGUCGAGCUCCAAGAGCUGCGCCUCAACAACCCGGACGAAAGUGUGGAGAGGAAGCUGCUGCCCAAGAAGAAGGAAGGAGUGCUCUGUGUCCAGGCAACGGAGCUCAAAUGUGGGGGCUUAGUGCUGGCCUGCACGUUCGACCACCGCAUCGCCGACGCCUACUCGGCCAAUAUGUUUCUGGUGGCCUGGGCUGAGACCGCCGCUUCCAAGCCCAUCUCCCUUGCCCCCUCCUUCCGCCGCUCUCUCCUCAUCCCUCGCCGCCCAGGCUCCCACGACUCCUCUCCGGACCGCCUCUACGCGCUGGUCUCCUCGCUGCAGCCCCCGCCCUCGCCCGACCAGGAGGCUGCCGUCAACCGGAUCUGCUACGUCGCAGCCGACGACAUCUCCCGGAUCCAGGCCGCCGCCGGCGGCCGGCGCACCAAGUUCGAGGCCUUCACCGCCUAUCUCUGGCGCGUCCUUGCCCGCGGCGCCCGACCGGAGGACAAGGUCUGCCGCAUGGGCGCCGUCGUCGACGGCCGCACCCGGCUGGCCCGCGGCGGCGAGAUGGCUGGGUACUUCGGCAACGUGCUGUCCAUCCCGUACGGGACCCUCGGGGUGGAGGAGCUGAAGGACAUGGACCUAGCAGAGACGGCGGCGGCGGUGCACGGGUGGCUGCGCCAGGCGACGACCGAGGAGCACUUCCGGGGGCUGGUGGACUGGGUUGAGGCCCGGCGGCCGGAGCCGGCCGUGGCGCGAAUCUACCUCGGGGAGGAGGACGGCGGGGUGGGGUGCGUUGUGUCGUCAGGACGGGCUUUUCCGGUAGGGGAGGUGGAGUUCGGGUGGGGGAGGGCGGUGUUCGGUUCGUACCAUUUCCCAUGGGGAAGCAGCGCCGGCUACGUGAUGCCGAUGCCCAGCGCCAGGAGAAACGGAGACUGGGUGGUCUACAUGCACCUGCUCAAGAGGUUUUUGGACGUGCUGGAGGCGGAGAAGCCGCCGGUUUUCCGACCUCUGACCGCCGACUACUUCCUGGCGGACGCCAAGUGAACCCCGUCCGCAGCCACGUCAGGGGAUGACCAUGGUUAUGUUCGCGUGUGUGAAACUCUUUUAAGUUUUCUACCAUCAGCCCACCUCUAUGUAUAAACUAUUUUAUUUGAUGUUGAUGUGUUAUGUGAAGAGUGUCGUCACCAGCAAUCAAUCAAAGAAAUUCCUUUGACGUGGUUGCUAGAUUAUUUUAAGUGUUGGUUGUUUGUCGUGUUGUUA
Molecule: messenger RNA, 1718 nt
Organism: Phoenix dactylifera (date palm)
Lineage: Eukaryota; Viridiplantae; Streptophyta; Magnoliopsida; Arecales; Arecaceae
Product: coniferyl alcohol acyltransferase-like
Molecular function (GO): acyltransferase activity, transferring groups other than amino-acyl groups
Source: RefSeq, a predicted model, not a curated record